Molecule: messenger RNA, 829 nt
Organism: Drosophila willistoni
Lineage: Eukaryota; Metazoa; Arthropoda; Insecta; Diptera; Drosophilidae
Gene: Mettl5
Product: rRNA N6-adenosine-methyltransferase Mettl5
Exons: 2
Coding region: 1-657 (218 amino acids)
Biological process (GO): rRNA methylation
Molecular function (GO): nucleic acid binding; rRNA (adenine-N6-)-methyltransferase activity
Source: RefSeq, a predicted model, not a curated record
AUGGCCAGAUUAAAGCUUAAUAAACUGGAGGAGUAUUUGUCAAGUGUUGAUGGCUUUGAGAAACCAAAAAUUCUCUUAGAACAAUAUCCAACUCCUCCACACAUUGCCGCUUGCAUGGUGCAUCACAUCCAGACCCAGCAUGAGGAUAUUGAGGGCAAAUUAGUAGGUGAUUUGGGCUGUGGCUGCGGCAUGUUAAGCAUUGCCAGUCAUUUACUGGGAGCAGACUUGACAAUUGGCUUUGAGAUCGAUGGCGAUGCCAUAGAUGUGUUUAGAGGCAACAUCGAUGACAUGGAACUGCCCAAUGUGGACUGUGUGCGCACAGAUGUCCUACAAUUGCAAACGGAAGGGAUUGGUAGAUGGGGCAAAGUAUUCGAUACAAUCGUAAUGAAUCCGCCAUUUGGAACCAAGCACAAUGCCGGCAUCGAUAUGCAAUUCCUUGAGGUGGGCUUGGCUCUGGCUAGCGGAGCAGUCUAUUCCCUGCACAAGACAUCAACACGUGACUACAUUCAAAAAAGAUGUCACAAAUGGAAUGUUAAAGGAAAAGUUGUUGCCGAACUUCGUUAUAAUCUCGAUGCCAGUUACAAAUUCCAUAAACACAAGUCCAAGGACAUUGAAGUCGACUUGUGGCGUUUUGUGCAUGGCGAUGAAACAAUUUAAACAUUUUGGUGACAAUUUUAUUAGAUCUAUGCUAGAAAAAACUAUUGAGAAAAUGCACUUGUUAUUGCAUUUUAACGUUUUGAUCUUAUUUUGUAGAUUUUUUUUUUUAUAAAAUUUUAUUAUUAGUUUUGUUUAUUUGUGUAAUUAUACUCUUCAACUUAUUGAUUUUAAA